Messenger RNA from Sphenostylis stenocarpa, 363 nucleotides. Lineage: Eukaryota; Viridiplantae; Streptophyta; Magnoliopsida; Fabales; Fabaceae. The record is from the annotation of a GenBank genome assembly.
AUGCUGGAGGUCGUCUUUGACAAUUUUAUGGUCGAUGUGGACGACAUGAAACUCGUCGACGCCUCAGCAGGGCCUCGCCAUGCCGGUGGAGGUGGUUUAUUUAAGACUCCAAUUAGGGAUUUCCUCGUUGUUGAUGUUGAAAUCUCCACUUUCGAAGACGUUGUUGAGCAUGGGUUGGUCACGACCAUAACCACCUCUGUCAUGAAAAAUCUGGGGCUAAAGGCAAGAAUAAGUGUGAGAGACGCAUCUCAAAAUAUUAGAAAGAAAUUUGGAGGGGAAGCACUAAUAAGAGAUUUGACUUACAAAAGCAACAUAUUACCAAGCAUGGGAGACAAAAAUGGAAAAGUUGAAAAAGUUGAGUGA